CUCCUCUGGGAGAAGCGGCACGAACUGGAAAAGGCGGCAGCGGGCUCGGCCCAACCGUAUUGGCCCCUCCCCUUUGUCUGGCACGUUACCGCGUUCCAACGUGAUGGCGUCACGGCGCCUCAGGGCCACAGCGGCGGGCGGUUUCCAUGGCGUCCGCGGCGUCCCUGGACUUGGGGCGGCUGGUGCAGGAGGCCGAGGCGCUGGCGAGCGCGGUGCGGGGCGCGCUCGGGCCGCGCGGGGGGCAGGUGCUCGUGACCCGCCCUACGGGAGAGACGCUGCUCACGCGGGACGGGAGGCGAGUGCUGGAGGCGCUGAACCUCGGCCCGCCUACGGCCAGAAUGAUAGUAGCUUGUGUCUCCAGUCACCACAGCAUGACUGGAGAUGGUGCUAAAACAUUUAUCAUCCUGUUGUCCAAAUUACUCAGAGGACUUCAAGCAAUUCUUGAUAAAAGAGAAGGAUCUCCAUUUUGUGAGGAUAUUCAAAGGAGCAAGAGAGAUCAAAAACAUUGUCACAGUCUGAAGCAAAUAUCUCAGUCUCUUAUGACAUUUCAGACUCACAUAUUGGACCACAUCAUGGCACAAGACCUAAGAAAACAUUUUCUAUCUGCUUUUUCUAGUUGGGAAGGAGAGAUAAGUAGGGACACAAUGGAGUCAAUAUUAGAAGCUUACUUUUGUGGAAGAAUAGGAAAUAGUCAUCAGAAGCUUCUUUCCCAAUUGAGUUGUGAUUUCUAUUACAGGUGUAUACCUUUCAAAAAUGGUAAAAAUGAAAUGCUGGAUUUGGUGAAUAAAUAUUUUGUAGAAUUGCAUUCUGCUGUAACAGGUCUUCCUGUUUCAAAUUCCAGGAUCUUAGAGGGACUUGUUCUUCACAGAGAUUUUGCUGUGUACUGUCCAGCAGAUGGUGACAUAAGAAUGUUAAUUGUAACGGAAUCGAUCGACUCUGCUCUUUCUGCCUCUGGUUUAGAAUUUGUUGUAAAUGCAGAAGUUCAGUAUCAGGCUUCCCAAGUCUGGAUUACAAAAAGAACAGAAGCUAUAAUGAAACACUUGCAAAACAACAAUAUAAAAGUAUUAUUGUCAAGUGUGAAACAACAGGAAAUAGUUAUUUACUAUGCAAAAAUAAGUGGUAUAUCUAUUGUAGAGUGUUUAUCAUCAGAAGAAAUCUCUCUUCUCUGCAAGACCACAGGUAUCUCACCUUUUAUACCUACUCAGGACAAUAUACGUAGUGAGAUCUCCGAAACCAUGAUAGCAAAAUUUUGUCGGCCUCUUGUACUUGGCUCCAAGAGAUAUGUUCAUCUUGGUUUGACAAGGACAUGUGCUUUUGAGCCUCAUUGUGUAAUAUUUUGUGGACCAAUGCGUGGUGUCACUGAGCAGCAUGCCUCUGCUUUUCACGGAGCAUUUAAAAUGUUACAACAACUAUUUAAAGAAGUUGAUCUGAGUGACGAAUGUGAAGCACAACCUGAAAACACAAAUAAUGCUUCAAAAACUGUACAUUGUAGUUGGCAACAGUCAGCUACUCAACAAAAAUUCAUAAUGGAGAAUAUUUCUUGUAAUAGGGAAAAGGUCAAUGAUCAACAACUGAAAACAUCUAUGGCUGAAACAGAAAAACAGUUUAUAGACUCUUCUUCAUGGGUAGAUGAAAAUCCAUCAUGUAAUCAAACAGACUUGAAAAAAUCUUCAGACCUAGCCAUGCCCCUUGUAAAAUUAGAGAGUGAUUUUAUGUUUCCAGCUCUAAUUGACAGAGGUAGUUCUGUAAGAGAGUUACAGAAACCACCACUGAAAUGCAAGCAUCCAAGUGAAAUGUGGGUAAUGAAUAAUAGUGAGCCAGUUGUCGUCAAUCACAGGAUUUGUAAUGAUGCUAUGACAGCAAUAGAAAACACCAGUACAUCAGUUGUGUCCAAACAGCUGAAUGCUGCUCAAGAGUAUUGGAAACCAGGCAAUCCUAUAGUUCCAUUUGAGUAUGAGAAGAGUUAUAAACACACAGUCCAAAGUUACACCAACUUGGUCAUACAGGCAGGAUCAGUUUUGCCAGUUGGAGGUAACUUUGAGAUCCUGUUACAUUAUUAUCUCCAUUCCUAUGCAAAACAAUGCCAACAACCAAAAAUAACUGUUAUUUCUACUAUAAUUGCUGAUGCAUUGCUAAGCAUUCCAAAAAUCCUUUACAGGACAACAAAAGAGAACAGUUUUACUCAGGUCUAUUUCAAAGCCACUAGUGCACUUCAAACUAAUCAGCAGCUGCCCAUGCAUCAACAAGGUCUAGAAUCGGUGUAUUGUAAAUAUCAGUUAGUAGCUUCUGUUCUUCAUUGUCUUACAAAGCUUCUCACUAUUGAUUUAAUAAUUGGUAUUAAGAGACCACCUCAAAAGACUGAGGUUAAUGAUUCAGAAGAAGAUUUAUGAAAACAUUUUUGUUUCUCCUAUGUUGUUAUUGGAAGAUUUUGAUUCAAUUAUAUUAAGCCAAUGAUAUUACUUUAGAAACACUCAGGGCCGGCUCCAGGCACCAGCUUAGCAAGCAGGUGCUUGGGGCGGCCACUCCGGAGCAGGGUGGCAGGUUCAGGUAUUCGGCGGCAAUUCGGUGGAGGGUCCCUCACUCCCGCUCGGAGCGAAGGACCUCCUGCUGAAUUGCCACAGAUCGCGAUCACAGCUUUUUUUGGCUGCUUGGGGCGGCAAAACCCCUGGAGCCAGCCCUGGAAACACUGCUUUUAAUUUAAAACCUUUAUUUCCAAUUUAUCUAUUUUGGUAUUAAUAGGUAUUAAGGUUGUGGCCCGCCCUAACGGAUUUUCCCAGGAAAGUCACAACUAGCUAACUUUCCUUUGAAGGACACGGAUAUAGCCCUCCGCUCAAGAAUAGGCAACAAGCAAUAAAUUGUUCAAAAACAAAAAUACUUAUUUAGAAGUGAAUAGUUACAGUAAAAGGGUAGAGAUAGAGGUAAUAGAGUUACAGUAUAAACAUGAAGCGGCGUGGCAAAUAGACACAGCCCUACUAUUACUGUUUCAAUUAACUAUCACAUAUAACAAUAUGAUCAUUCACUUUAUACCUUAUAACAAUAUUUAUUACAUAUACCAGUUAGGGCUGUCAAGUGAUUAAACAAUAAUAGAAUACCAUUUAUUUAAAUAUUUUUGGAUGUUUUCUACAUUUUCAAAUAUACUGAUUUUAAUUAGAACACAGAAUACAAAGUGUACAGUGCUCAUUUUGUAUUUAUUUUUUUAUUACAACCUAAUACUGUAGUGCAAUCUCUUUAUAAUGAAAGUUGAACUUACUGAUUAGCAUA
Molecule: messenger RNA, 3261 nt
Organism: Mauremys mutica (yellowpond turtle)
Lineage: Eukaryota; Metazoa; Chordata; Testudines; Geoemydidae
Gene: BBS10
Product: Bardet-Biedl syndrome 10
Exons: 2
Coding region: 147-2390 (747 amino acids)
Biological process (GO): chaperone-mediated protein complex assembly
Molecular function (GO): ATP-dependent protein folding chaperone; ATP binding
Source: RefSeq, a predicted model, not a curated record